AUGGAUAAAUACAAUAUUUCAAUUCAAGAAUCUAUUAAAGACGAUUUCUUAAUGAUUUCUUUGGUUCCUCCUUAGAAUUAUAGCUCUAGGACAAAUUCUAACAUUUGUUGUGUUGUAGAUGUUUCUGGCUCUAUGAGCUCUGAAGCUAAAAUAAUUAAUUAAUCCUCACAAAAAAGUGACGAAAACUACUCUCUCAGUAUUUUGGAUGUCGUUAAGCACUCUAUUAAGAUGAUUGUCAACACUUUGGGCUCUGAAGAUUAUUUAUCGAUAGUUACUUUCAGUGAUUCAGCAAAUGUACUAUUUGACUUACUUCCAAUGAAUGACAGCAACAAAACUAUGGCUAUAGAAAAAAUUGAAAAUUUAAGCACUGAAGGAGGCACUGAGCUUUGGAAAGGUCUGAACAGCGCCUUGAAUAUUUUGCUUAAUAACAAAACCCCUAACACUAACUAAUCAAUCUUUUUGCUAACAGAUGGUUAGCCUACCGAUAGUGGUAUUGAUACAAAUUUGGUUAAAUUCAAAUAAGCUUAUCCAAAACUUAAUUGCACUAUAAACACUUUUGGAUUCUCUUCAAGCUCAAAUAGUGAGUUGAUGAAUAAAAUAGCUAUGGAAUAUAACGGUAUGUUUUCUUUUAUUCCUGAUGCUAGUUUUAUAGCAACCGCCUUCGCUAACGCUUUAGCUAACACAUUAACUGUCUACACAAAUAACUGCUUGCUCCAUAUAACUACCUUAGAAGGUUCCAAUUUGACUUUGCAUCCUGCUCAUUCCUUCUUAGUAAAAAAAAUGAACAGCUAAGGAUAGUAAGAAAUUUUAAUAGAUGUUGGAGUUGUUAACACCUAAUAAACAAGAGAUUUUAUUUUCAAAAUAAACAACUUACCUAAACAAUUAGAUAGAACUUAUGCCUAAGUUAAAUUAACUUACUAAUAAAGCUUUUCGUUAAAUGAUUAUGUCAAGAAUAUUCCUUCUUAAACAAUUUAAAAAAGCUUAAUUUAAAGAGAGGAAUCCGAAGAAAGCUAAAUAUAUAACCAUAUUUACAGAUGUAAAGUUGUAUCUGCUAUCGAAGAAAGUAUUCAAUAAUAUCUUCAAAACUCGAAAAUCUUUGAAUAAUAAAUUAAGACAAAAUUAAUGAAUCUUGUAGAUGAAAUGGAGUAGAUUUUACCAUAAAAUGAUAGACAUUUUGAAGGAAUCUAUAAAGACUUAGUUAGAACUGUGAGCGAAGCCUUCACUAAUCAAAGCUAAUUUAAUUAAUGGGGUCACCAUUAUAUGCUUUCUCUGAAGAGAGCUCAUAUUAUUUAGCAAUGCAAUACUUUUAAAGAUCCAGGUGUUUAACAUUACGGAUAGACUUUGUUUAAAGAAAUAAGAGCUGUUGCUGAUGAAACUUUUUGCAAAAUGCCACCACCAAAACCAUAUUCCAGAGCUUCUUCCUAUACUUAAAAUAACAGCUCAAGCAAUUCAUCUUAUUAAUCUGCUUAUAAUAUGAAUGAUUAUCAUAAUUACAGUUCCGGAGGAUGCAUUCAUGGAGACUCUUUAGUUUACUUGCAAAAUGGUAAGACAAAAAAGGUAAGUGAAAUUAGAAAAGGAGAUGUAGUUUAAUGUCCUGAAUUAGGAUAACUAUAAUCAACAGAAGUAGUAUGUAUUGUCGUUUCUAAAUGUGAAAAUAACUCACAUAGCUUUGUUUAAAUUGGUGAAAAUUUGUGGAUAACUCCCAAGCAUCCCAUUAGAAUUAAUGGAGAAUGGAUCUAUCCUAACAAGAUGGGUGAGGUAUAACAAAAGUAGAGUGAUUUCAUUUAUCAAUUUGUAUUAAAGAGUGGCCAUACCAUGAAUAUUGGUGGAUUUGAAGUUAUAUGCUUAGGUCAUGGCUUUCAAGAACCUAUUGCAAGUCAUGAAUAUUUGGGUAGCCAAGCAGUAAUUAACGAUCUUAUGAAUAUGAAAGGAUGGAAAGAAGGAAAAGUAUUGAUUACUGCAAGGAUAAAAAGCGAAAUUACAGGAAAAGUAACAGCUUUUGUACAAUAAUGA
Messenger RNA from Tetrahymena thermophila SB210, 2013 nucleotides. Its product is annotated as von willebrand factor type A (vWA) domain was originally protein. The record is from RefSeq and is a predicted model, not a curated record. NCBI's taxonomy places the organism in Eukaryota, Ciliophora, Oligohymenophorea, Hymenostomatida, Tetrahymenidae. The transcript has a single exon. Gene Ontology annotation, biological process: intein-mediated protein splicing.